CCUCGCCCAAAGACACCGAGGCAGCGACACCAGCCCACCAUGCGUCCCACACUCGUCAUCACGGGCGUCCUCGCCUACGUGUCGUCCGCCAGCGCCGCCGUCAACUGGACGCUGGCCAAGGCCGCCAACCCCACGGCCGACCAGCGGGAUGCCUACUCGCGCAUCGAGAACGCCAUGCGCCUGGCCGCCGGCAGGUACAACCGCCUGAGCUCGGCGGCCAACAAGAACAUCCGCGUCGCCUACGCGCCCGGCGUCCCCACGGCCGAGGCCAACUACAACGGCGACCUGCGCUUCGGGUCCAACAGGGCCUACAUGAACGAGCGCACGGCCCUGCACGAGAUCUCGCACACGCUCGGCAUCGGCCAGACGCGCGAGUUCGACCGCCGCUGCGCCGCCCAGGACUGGCCCCGCGCCCUGCCGCUGCUACGGUCAUGGGACGGCCAGGGCGCCGUCAUCAACUGCGGCGGCCAGCACAUCUGGCCCUACGGCCUCAACUACGACAACGAGUGGAGCGAGACCAACGCGAACCGCCACGUCCAGCUGGUCGACGCCAUGAUCCGCGACGGCAUGUGAACGGCGCCUUGCGGGGUGGGAGGGGUUUCUCCUGUGAAUACCUAAGCUUUAAUGUAAAUAGUAUGGCACCAUCAGUACAGCCAGGUCGCCUUCAGUGUUAACAAGCGUUGCAUCUUGUCAGCACAGACAAAUGUCGCCCAGGAUUGCCCCUCACCCCGGACACGACAUUCCGGAACAGGCCCGGCGUGGCGGCAUCAAGCCUGGGUGUCCGCUUACUGUGCCGUCUUCCAACCGUCCCUAUAAGCUUGAUGCUGCCAUGGCAUUUGAAAACACUGUGGAAUAACCCAACCUACUGGAGCAUGCCUUAUAAAAAAGCAUGCCGGCUUUCCGGAUCCUAUGGAGUUCGGAGCAGGCCCGAUGUUAGCAUUUACAAUCGC
This is a messenger RNA of Gaeumannomyces tritici R3-111a-1, 950 nucleotides long. RefSeq lists its product as hypothetical. The transcript is spliced from 2 exons. The record is from RefSeq and is a predicted model, not a curated record. The coding region runs from base 40 to 573 and encodes 177 amino acids. Lineage: Eukaryota; Fungi; Ascomycota; Sordariomycetes; Magnaporthales; Magnaporthaceae.